This is a messenger RNA of Urocitellus parryii (Arctic ground squirrel), 4148 nucleotides long. The record is from RefSeq and is a predicted model, not a curated record. NCBI's taxonomy places the organism in Eukaryota, Metazoa, Chordata, Mammalia, Rodentia, Sciuridae.
UCGUCCGGGGAGGGURAUCAUCAUGAAUAAUCAUAAAGCUGUAGCUGCACUACUGCAAGAGUGCAAGCAAGUGCUGGACCAGCUCUUGUUGGAGGCGCCAGAUGUGUCAGAGGAGGACAAGAGCGAGGACCAGCGGUGCAGAGCUUCACUCCCCAGCGAGUUAAGGACCCUGAUCCAGGAGGCGAAGGAAAUGAAGUGGCCCUUCGUGCCUGAAAAGUGGCAGUACAAACAAGCCAUGAGCCCAGAGGACAAAACAAACCUGCAGGAUGUGAUUGGCGCCGGGUUGCAGCAGUUACUGGCGUCCUUGCGAGCCUCCAUCGUGGCUCAGGACUGUGCCGCCGCAGCCGCUCUGGUCUUCCUGAUGGACCGCUUCCUCUACGGGCUGGACGUCUCCGGGAAGCUCCUGCAGGUGGCCAAAGGUCUCCACAAGCUGCAACCAGGGACGCCAAUCGCCCCGCAGGUGGUUAUCCGGCAAGCCCGGAUCUCGGUCAACUCAGGGAAACUUUUAAAAGCAGAGUAUAUCCUGAGCAGUCUAAUAAGCAACAAUGGAGCAACAGGUACCUGGAUAUACAGAAAUGAAAGUGAUAAGAUCCUGGUACAGUCAGUCUGUAUACAGAUCAGAGGACAAAUUCUGCAAAAACUAGGCAUGUGGUAUGAAGCAGCAGAGCUGAUAUGGGCCUCCAUCGUGGGAUAUGUGACACUUCCUCAGCCAGAUAAGAAGGGCAUUUCCACAUCACUUGGAAUCCUGGCAGACAUCUUUGUUUCCAUGAGCAGAAAAGAUUAUGAAAAGUUUAAAAACAAUCCACAGAUUAACUUGGGCUUGCUCAAGGAGUUUGACCACCAUUUGUUGUCGGCUGCGGAAGCCUGCAAACUGGCAGCUGCCUUCAGUGCCUACACACCCCUGUUCGUGCUCACAGCUGUGAAUAUCCGUGGCACAUGCUUAUUAUCAUAUACUAGUUCUAAUGACUGUCCUCCAAGAAUGAAAAACUUGUAUCUGUGUGAAGCCAAAGAGGCCUUUGAGAUCGGCCUUCUCACCAAGAGAGAUGAUCAGGUAGUUACCGGAAAACAGGAACUUCAUAGCUUCAUCAAAGCUGCCUUCGGUCUCACCACAGUGCACAGGAGACUCCACGGAGAGACGCACGCAGUCUGUGCCGCGAGUCAGCUCUGUAAUGAAGCCAUGAAGAAGCUGUACACUUUCAGUACUUCCUCCAGAAGUCAGGACAGAGAAUCUCUGUCUCGAGAGAUCAUGUCUGUUAUCAGCCAGGUGAAGGAUCAUUUACAGGUCCAAAGCUUCUCAAAUUUAGAUGACAGAUCUUAUGUCCCAGAGAGUUUCAAGUACGGAUUGAGUCAACCUAUCUUGCAUGGACAAGUGGAUUUCCAUAAAAUCCUUGAAACCUAUUCACAGCACCAUACCUCCAUGUGUGAGGUUUCUGAAAACAUUUGUGGAAACAACAAAAAUAAACUAAAAGACAUCAAAACAGGAGUCUGUAUCACUGCUUUAAAAACAGAAACAAAAACCACAGAUACGAUGACUGCUACUCAAGACAAACCACGCUCACAAAAAGGCAAGGGUCCAGAGAUACUCAGAAGGGUAGGAAGGAGAAACUGGACCCAUUCUGAGGCAUUCCGAGUCUCCCUGGAUCAAGAGGUGGAGACUGAGACUGAGCCGCCUGACCACAGCAAUGUGGGGGGAGAUGUCUGCCACAAGUCUCUGAGCAACAGCCAGAGCACCAGUACUUGGAGCAAGUUAUCGGGGCUUAGUUCUUCUUCAAGCUGGGAGGAAGUGAAUUAUCCUAUCGAUGACAGAUCAGCUAGGAAACAAUCUAGCAAAGAAGAACAUCUUGUGGACACCCAGUGUUCCACUGCCCCAUCUGAGGAGCUGGAGAACGGCAGGGAUCACAGAGCUGUGCGAUCAUUGUCUUCAGAGCUUCACAAUGUUUCUCUCCAAAUAUCCCCAGAUGACAGUUUAAAGCCUUCUCAGGGUCAACCACACAAACGCAUGCCCUUCACAACCUUCUGUCCUCACAACACAACCCACACGGGCUUGRUCUCUGAUGCAGGGCUAACAGAAGAAGCUCCAGAAGGUAUCCAGGAAGUCCAACAUGCAGGACCUGGCCAUACUUCUGCUCACUUCCAACCCUCAUGUAGUUCUGCUUCUUGGUCUUCGGAUUCUGGUAGGUUCAAGCACAUGGCCACCUGUCCUUCGAUCCAAGAAGACUUUGAAAUAAUUGAUGAUUUUCCAGAAACCAACUGUGAUGUCAAAGACAGACACGGGAAAGAAGAGGGAAAAGAACUCCAUGAGAAAUAUGUGGGCCCUGUAUUUAAAGAGAGCUUCUUCUGGGUGGACCCAGAAGGAGAAACAGAGGAAAGCACAAAAGAUGUGCCUUUAGACUCUGGUGUAGUCGUGGGCAGUUCUCAGGGCCACAGUUCCAUGUUGGCAUGUAGCUCUUUCACUUAUCAGCCUGUUCAACAUCCUGACUCAGGAAAGGCGGGUGGUGGCUCAGUCAGGAAGCAGGGCAUUGACCCUGAUGCCCCAACAGAGGAUGAGGAGGGCCACCUCUUUGACAGCACAGAUGUCUGCUCCUCAGGUGGACAUGACUCUCCUAGACCAUGCACCAUGGGACAGCCACCUGGUCAGAGGACUGAGACCCCCAGUUCCUCUGUUAACAGUAACAUUCCCUUUCCUGUGCUCAGCGAGGACGGUGCCACCACAGAAGAAGGAAAUGAACCCGGACACAUGCUAAACUGCAGCCAGAGCUCCAGCUCAUCCCUUUCAUGGUGGUUGAAGUCACCUACAUUUUCCAGUGGUUCUUCUGAGGGGGAAAGCUUAUGGUCUUCUCUGAAUUCCAGUGGAAGUUCUUCUUCUGUCUCAUCGCUAGGAAAAAUGAGGAAAGAAGUCCUUGAGGCUCGUACCCUGCAGCCCGAUGACCUGGACAAACUCUUGGCAGGAGUGAGGCAUGACUGGCUGUUUCAGAGACUGGAAAAUACAGGCGUUUUUAAGCCCAGUCAACUCCAACGAGCUCACAAUGCUCUUUUGUUAAAAUAUUCCAAGAAGUCUGAACUGUGGACAGCCCAGGAAACUGCUGUGUAUUUGGGAGAUUACCUAAAUGUGAAGAAGAAAGGCAAGCAAAGAAAUGCCUUUUGGGUUCAUUAUCUCCAUCAGGAAGAAACGCUGGGAAGAUAUGUUGGGAAAGAAUAUAAAGAGCAGAAGGGGCUCUGGCACCACUUCAUUGAUGUGGAGCGGCAGAUGACUGCCCAGUACUACGUGACAGAGUUUAACAAGAGACUCUAUGAACAAAAGAUCCCAACGCAGAUAUUCUACAUCCCCUCCACAAUAUUACUGAUUUUAGAAGGCAAGACAAUAAAGGGAUGUAUCAGUGUGGAGCCUUAUAUCCUGGGAGAAUUUGUAAAAUUAUCAAAUAAUGCCAAAGUUGUGAAAACAGAAUACAAAGCCACAGAAUAUGGCUUGGCUUAUGGCCAUUUUUCUUAUGAGUUUUCUAAUCAUAAAGAUGUUGUGGUUGAUUUACAAGGUUGGGUGACUGGUAAUGGAAAAGGACUCAUCUACCUCACAGAUCCCCAAAUUCACUCUGUUGAUCAGAAAAAUAUCACUACCAAUUUUGGAAAGAGAGGAAUUUUUUACUUCUUUAAUGACCAGCAUGUGAAAUGUAAUGAAAUAUGCCACCGUCUUUCUUUGACUAGACCUUCAAUGGGGAAACUAAACAAGUCAUAGACUGUGGAUUGGCAAAGAGACAGACCUCUGUGCUCACCAACAUCAACUUCUCCUCUCCAUCUGGGCAACAGAACAUGGCACAGCCCCUCUCCUUAAGGCUAGUUGUGGCCAAUGGUUUGUGAGAGGAACUGAUGAGUAUCACUUUCAGGCCUAGAUUUAAUUCUAGUACAAUAUCCUUCAGGGUUUCCUUUCUCUGUCACAGUUACCAAGAAUGUGUCAGGAGGUAGCUACUUAGGAGCACAGGUCCCACAGUGAUGGCAAUGUGGGAAAGAGCCCUUCUGAUCCACAAAGAUACAAAACACUGCCGAGAAAUAAAUUUGGUGCUUAAACCAGUGAGAUUUUGGAGCUUGCUGUCACUAUCUGUUGAGACUGACACUACUGACUUUUUUCCUAUUGAAUUAUGCAUGUUAUAUAUGUU